GGGAGAAGUGAGCUUCAUCCCGAGGAGGAGGAGCGCACUUGUCUGUACCUGCGCGAACUGCGCCGAGACUGUGUCAGAAGACGCACGGACGCGCCUCCACUUCACAGUAGCGCCUGUUGGUGAAGUCUUCCGUCGGCGGCGACGACUACUACUGUGUUGACACCAGCGCUGUCGGACCGAGCCCCUUUUCUUCCUGCUUCUCCCUGAACCCGGGGGGGGGGGGAGGGGGGCCGCGAGGGGACGGAGAAAGUCAUGGACAGAGGCGGGGAGUUAAAAAGAAGCUAGCGCCCCUGCGAAGACACAUCGCCCGAGAAAGCAAGAAGUGUCCGGCGAGAGACCGAGGAACAGGAUGGGGAUGGACCUCAGCACCCUGCGGACCCUCAUCAUCAGAUAUUGUGUUGGUGAGGAGAACUGGGUGGACAGCAGGACCAUUUACAUCGGACACAAGGAGCCUCCGCCCAGUACAGAGGCCUUCAUUCAACAAAGAUUUCCUGACAACAGAAUAGUUUCUUCCAAGUACACAUUUUGGAACUUCGUCCCUAAGAAUAUGUUCGAGCAGUUCAGGAGAGUUGCCAACUUCUACUUUCUCAUCAUAUUUCUGGUCCAGUUGAUCAUCGACACACCCACCAGUCCGAUCACCAGUGGACUGCCGCUCUUCUUUGUCAUCACAGUCACUGCCAUUAAACAGGGUUAUGAGGACUGGUUGAGACACAAAUCAGACAACGCUGUCAACCAGUGUCCUGUCCAUGUGGUGCAGCAUGGGAAAGUGGUCCGCAAACAAAGUCGCAAGCUCAGGGUUGGGGACGUUGUCUUUGUGAAAGAAGAUGAAUCUUUCCCUUGCGACCUCAUACUUCUCUCCUCGUCCCGAGAGGAUGGGACCUGCUUUGUUACGACAGCCAGUCUGGAUGGAGAGAGCAGCCACAAGACACUGUAUGCAGUUCAGGACACCAAAGCUUACAGAACAGAACAGGAGGUGGACGCCAUCCACGCCACGAUAGAAUGUGAACAGCCACAGCCGGACCUGUACAAAUUUGUGGGCCGUAUCAACGUCUACAUGGACAAUGAGCCAGUGGCCAGGCCACUAGGCUCAGAGAACCUGUUGCUCCGAGGAGCCACGCUCAAGAACACAGAACACAUCUAUGCGGUUGUCAUCUACACUGGCAUGGAAACCAAGAUGGCUCUCAACUACCAGUCCAAGUCUCAGAAACGGUCUGCAGUUGAAAAGUCGAUGAACGCCUACCUGGUGGUCUACCUGUGCAUUCUUAUCAGCAAGGCCCUCAUCAACACUUUACUGAAGUACGUGUGGCAGGCCGAAGCCAACAGAGACGAGCCGUGGUACAAUCAGAGGACAGAGUCGGAGAAGCAGAGGCACAUCGUGAUCCGGGCGUUUACAGACUUCUUGGCCUUCAUGGUUCUCUUCAACUACAUCAUUCCCGUCUCCAUGUAUGUCACUGUGGAGAUGCAGAAGUUCCUGGGCUCUUACUUCAUCAUGUGGGAUGAUGAGAUGUUCGAUGAGGAGCUGGGGGAGCGGGCUGUGGUCAACACGUCGGACCUGAAUGAGGAACUGGGACAGGUGGAAUAUGUGUUUACAGACAAGACAGGGACUCUGACAGAGAACAACAUGGAGUUCAUAGAGUGCUGCGUGGACGGACACGUUUAUGUGCCUCAUGCCAUCUGUAAUGGACAGGUGAUGCCUGGUGCAGCCAGUAUGGACAUGAUUGACACGUCGCCAGGUCCUGGAGCCAGGGAGCACGAGGAGCUGUUUUUCCGGGCGCUGUGUUUGUGCCACACGGUGCAGGUGAAGGAGGAGGAGACGGUGGACGGGAUCAAGCAUGGCCUCCACCAGGGCAAGUCCACCUCUUUCUAUAUCUCCUCAUCUCCAGACGAGGUGGCACUGGUGGAGGGAAUGAAGAGGCUCGGUUUCACCUAUCUGCGACUCAAGGACAGUCACAUGGAGAUCUUGAAUAGAGAGGAUGAGAUUGAGAGGUUUGAGCUGCUCGAGGUUUUGACAUUCGACUCAGUCAGACGGAGGAUGAGCGUCAUCGUCAGGGCCAGCACUGGUGAGCUCUAUCUGUUCUGCAAAGGUGCAGACUCCGCCAUCUUCCCUCGAGUUAUCUCAGGCAAGGUGGAUGAGGUUAAAGCUCGGGUGGAGCGCAAUGCAGUGGAGGGCCUGAGGACCCUCUGUGUUGCCUACAGGCCUCUGAGCCCUGAACAGUACGAGGAGGUUUGCCACCUGCUGAGCGGGGCCAAGUUGGCGCUACAGGACCGCGACAAACGCCUGGCAGAGGCCUAUUACCUCAUAGAGAAAGACCUGAUACUCCUGGGAGCCACGGCUGUGGAGGACAGGCUCCAGGAAAAAGCAGCGGACACUAUUGAGUCUCUCCACAAGGCCGGCAUGAAGGUGUGGGUGCUGACCGGCGACAAGAUGGAGACGGCGGCUGCAACCUGCUACGCCAGCAAGCUCUUCCAUCGCAACACCCAGAUCUUGGAGCUGACCACCAAGCGCACCGAGGAGCAGAGCCUCCACGACGUCCUGUUUGACCUGAGCAGGACCGUCCUGAGGCAGCACGGAGGCAUGACCAGGGACACUUUCUCUGGUUUAUCAGGUGACUGCACCGACUAUGGUCUGAUCAUUGAUGGAGCCACCCUCUCUGCGGUGAUGAGGCCAGGCCAGGAGGACUCAAGCUCAGGGAACUACAAAGAGAUCUUCCUGGAAAUCUGCCGCAACUGCAGCGCCGUGCUCUGCUGUCGAAUGGCGCCACUCCAGAAAGCACAGAUUGUGAAGCUGAUCAAAGACUCCAAGGAGCACCCGAUCACACUUGCGAUUGGAGAUGGAGCUAAUGAUGUCAGCAUGAUCCUGGAGGCCCAUGUUGGCAUUGGUAUCAUGGGUAAAGAGGGUCGUCAGGCCGUGAGGAACAGUGACUACGCCAUCCCGAAGUUCAAACACCUCAAGAAGAUUCUGCUCGUCCACGGACACUAUUACUAUAUACGCAUCUCCGAACUUGUGCAAUACUUCUUCUACAAGAAUGUCUGCUUCAUCUUCCCCCAGUUCCUCUACCAGUUCUUCUGUGGCUUCUCACAACAGCCGCUGUAUGAUACAGCCUACUUGACUCUGUACAACAUCAGCUUCACCUCGCUACCCAUCCUGCUCUACAGUCUCAUAGAGCAGCACAUCAACAUGGACAUCCUGAAGAAGGACCCGUCUCUGUAUAGAGAUAUUGCUAAGAACUCUUUGCUGCGGUGGCCCAUCUUCAUAUAUUGGACCAUUCUGGGUGUAUACGAUGCCAUUGUGAUGUUCUUUGGUGCUUACUUCCUGUUUGACAACACCACCUUCACCAGCAACGGACAGCUAAUGACAACCAACACACAGAUGAUGUUUGGAAACUGGACGUUUGGGACGCUGGUCUUCACUGUGCUCGUCUUCACUGUUACAUUCAAGUUGGCUCUAGAUACUCAUUACUGGACCUGGAUCAACCAUUUUGUCAUCUGGGGAUCACUAAUUUUCUUUGUGGUCUUCUCUCUGCUGUGGGGAGGAAUCAUCUGGCCCUUCCUCAACUACCAGAGGAUGUACUACGUGUUCAUGCAGAUGUUGUCCAGUGGUCCGGCCUGGCUCAGUAUAAUCCUGCUGAUAACGGCCAGUCUGUUGCCAGAUGUGGUAAAGAAGGUGAUCUGUAGGGCGCUGUGGCCCACCACCACUGAACGCAUACAGAAUGCUGAUAAACUCUAUAAGGGCCACCUCUCCGAGUUCACCCCUCUGGCGUCUCUCCAUGCCCCGUCCAAGGCUGGCGGCCACCGGCGAGGCUCGGGACACCAAAGGAACGCGGCGAACCCCCGAAGGUCUGCACCCUUUAGCAAGAAAGUCAUGUUCACACACUGGCAACGCAAGCCAGACUACAGCACCUUCACCCCCCUCCUCCGAUUCGCAGAUGACUCCCGCCACCUCGGGCAGGGACAUGGCUACAGCGGGGCGGGGCCCGAGACCUCAGUCUAAUUUAUUUCAGUUUGGUAGUUCUUUUAAAUUCCUAAUUCCGGAUAUCAGAUACAAUGACAGGUGUUUCAGAGCUGGACUGAACAAAGGAGUGAUGGUGAUGAAUUGGUACAGAAGUGGAACAGGACGUCACAUCCCCCAAAACAUGACUGCAUUUGUUGAUUUUACUGAGCUGGAGUUAAAUAAUGGACUAUGUUGCUCAUAGCAGAUGUCUGUAAUCUGUGAGGGAUUACAGUGAAAGUAAUCUCUAUAACUUCCUCCAAAGCACUGGAAUGAUCUGCAUCCACAGGCUUGCCGCUACAACGCGCAAAGGGCUCAGUGUACUGACGUCAUGACAAUAACAAACUCUAGAGCUUCGAUUUCAUAAAGCAUAUUAUAGCAGACUGAAAAUAUGCGCACGGGCCCUUUACACCAGUCUGCCUUUGAGAGCAGGCAGCGGAAGCGUACUUUUUCUCUAACUGUUGGGGUUUAUAUGACUUUCCCCACAAAAUUGAUGAUGUGUUGUGAUUGGAAUUUUGCUACUGAUGAUGCCGAUGACGGUAACGGUGCUUUCUCAGCACCCGCUUUCUCUGACCAAUCAUUUUUCUUCUCUUCACUUCCUUCCAUCUCCCUCUUUCUGUCUGUCCGUCCCUCCGACUUGUCUGUUCUGCCUCUUCAUAGGACUAACUGGUGUUGCCUUUGUGCAAACCUGUUAUCCCGAAACACUCCGUAGGCCCUCUGGGGGGUCAGACUCUACAUCCUUGUAAGGACACGUCACAGUGACGCUUUCGUGUGUGACUUGUGGAUCUGAGUCGGUCUUUUUCUCCUGUUUUUAUCAGUAGUCGUAUAUUAUGUCUUAAAGGAUAAAAAGACUUUGGCUCCACUUCCCACAUGAAAGCUUUGAAAGUCACAUGUAGGUAGUUUAGAGUGUUGUGGAGUAGAUAGGUGUGUAGACCGGUAGUUGUCCUGUUAGUGUUUGUGCUGUACUUCUGUAUCGCUGCAGGAUCUCCUUCUUUUAUCUUUGAAGCACUUUAACUAUAGACAUUCAUCUAAUAUUCAUCUAUAAUGCUCUGAAGUCUUUUUAUGCUUAUUGAUGUAGUGAUAGGUACCAGUACAAAUGGCUUCUUGGCUGUUUCUUUAUGCCUUAAUGUCACCUUGUAAAUACCAGAGAUCAUGAACCAAAGAACCAGAAGAUAGAAACGUCUGACCUCCUCUAACUCACAGACGUACGGCAAGUUUAUUAAAUCAGAUUACACGGUGUGGUCUGUAGGUCAACUGUCAAGUUUGGAGAGAUUAGAUAUUUUUUUAUUUUUAGUCACAUGCUAUUUUAAGCACCUUAGAAAUGAACGUACAAAUCAUGACGUCAGGAUUCUGUCGAGUGCAUCUUGAUGCCUUUGAUUAGUAGUUUCAGUCCUUCUGAGAUUUUCUUCAUUAGUCAUAUAGACAUUUAAAAUGUACGACACACACACAGUACGUAGACCCAAGUCUCAGUAGGAAAUCAUGACUGUAACACUGUCGUAUAAAUUGAUACAAAACCUACACAACAGACGUCAGACGAAAUUGGACCUGGAAUAAAUACAGAAUUAAACCACUGCAGUUAAUUUAACUUAGUUAGAUAGUGGUUCUUAUUAUGAUCCCAUCAUCUCUCAGUUUCUUUAAAGGCAGUUCCAUGCUCACACGUCAAUGUACUGUCACUAAAAGCUCUGCUCCUCUUACAACACACAUUUAAAAGGACCCGUCCGUCAGCCUUGGACUCGCUCAGCCUUCGUCAUAUGUGCCUGAAUAUGUUGUUUGUUCCCUUUCUUGUCGAGAGUUACUUGAGACGAUCAAUACAAUUUUCACGUCCGUAAGGAGAAACAUGAAGGUGAAAUGAAAUCAUACAGAGUAUCCACAGUUGCUUUGUUUAUUUUAUGAGCUGCGGAGUGAUGAAAUUCAGGUAUCGGAAAUUCACUCGCUCAUACUCAUACAGAUGUUGUUCCACCUAAUGUGGAAUUAUCAUAUUUGUCAGGUAUUUUAGUUUGCAGGAUAUUUUUGAUGGCUUAUAGCGUCUAAUCGCUCAGUGCUCAUGCCCAUAAAAGGCCUUAUGAUGUUAUUACAGGAGGUGAAAUAAGAUUCUCACCGUGCUUUCUUUGAAUUGUGUCUUACAUUUUCCUGUUUGAACACGUAUCCUCUCUCUGUCUUUCUCUCUAGCUGUCCCUCUCUUUCUCUUCCUCCUCUUCUCUCAUUCUCCCUCUUCUGAAGCGACACAGGAGUUUUCUCCACGUCAGCCGCCUCCAUCCGUUCUCAUCAUCACUCCAUCCAUCUACAGUACACAUCCAAUGUGAGACAGAGUAGAAAAUUGUUUUAUACUCGACUUUUAAUAGUCCUCCUCCGUGUGAACUAAAGCCUUGUUGCUGCUAGAGAUGCUCGUAGCUGCUUUACUUUAGGUGCCUUGUGCUAGUCUGUGCUCAACUGUCUGUGCUUGCUUUUUAUGGUCAAAUCUACUAAUAAUAGGCAUUUGGAUGGAAAGGCACUGCAGACGACGGAUGUAUGGCUGCAUGACCGAAGAGAGAUUAGAUAAGUGAGUAAAAAAGGUGAAUGUAAAAGUCAAUGGACGUAGGUUCUACUGUCCAAGAUGAUUUAUUUGGAAAAAAAAAUACAGCACUGAAACAUAACAUUUGAAAGAACAAUCAAUGAACAAAUUAAUUAUCACUUCUGCAUCAUUUUUAUUGUUUUUAUUCCAAAUGUUUUGUCUCUGUCCAGGAGGGAAUUUGUCUCUCAAAAGUUAUUUGAACUAUUUUCAUUAAUUUAUAAAGUCUUCAAUUCUCACUCAUUUAAAGACGUAGAAAACUUAAUUGAUCAACUGCAGUUGGAUCAGUGUUACACCUUUCUUUUUUUUAUGUUCAUAUUUUGUUUGUAUUGUUUGCUUAAAUGUCUGACUUGCUUCUCACGAUUCUUUCCACAGAAAUAAUUCCGAUAGAAAUUAACAGCAAAGCAAAGGAAUCAAAUAUAUCCACGUGGUUUUCUUAUUAAGGGUCAGUUCAGCCAAAUUCCAAAAGGGGGGGCAAGCUUUAUAUUGUUUCUGAGACGAGAUAUUGAAUAUUGAUGAAAUCUUGGAGAUACAUAAUUAAAACCAAACCUAUACAUUUUUGGUGUAAUUAGGAUGAACUGAACCUUUAACGUUCUCAGGAUCGUGAAUGUAAAUCAAAGAUCCAGUUCCUCUUGCUCCAUGUGUGCAUUCAAACUGGACUUUGACAGAUGCAGAUUCUUGAAGGGAGAUUUUUGUCCGACAUAACUGUGCCAGUAUUUAAUAUUAGGAAAAUGAUAUCAUGUUUUCCCACCUGUAAAUUUAAGAGAAACACCAACAUGAGAUUUUAUUAUUAUAAUAUUGACACUGAGAGGCACACAGAGAAUAUGAAUUGGUGCCAUAAGUCAGGUUGGUCCUGUAGCUUUGUCUGUAAAUCUGUCCAUCAGAAAACUGUGGGAUCCAUAUGAAUUCAAAAAUAUGUUACAAAAGAAUAAUAUCCACACUUACUUGAGAGCUUUUUGUAUGUACAAUGUGUUAGAGACCGUGUUACCUUUUCUUCUUUUUUUACUUUCAAGAGACUCUUUGACGUGUGUCUUAUUUGGGUUGAAGAGUAUUCGAACAACACUGGACAAUUAUUAUAAUUUAUAAAAUAAGAGAGAUUUCUGUGGUGUUAGCUCAGUUACACCCCUGCACUGAACCGUCUCGUCUGAUGAUGGACACUAUGCUGUAGACAUUUUUUUUCAAAGCCAUUAAAUGGUGGAUUGAAGGUCUCACUGUACCGAUCACUCCAACGGUCCUGAUCUUUUCAAGACCACUGAAACAGUGACAGCCUUCAAACAGAAUGUUAUCUUUUCUCUUUUACAACGUGUUAUUGUGCAGUGCUCUGUUUUACUCAUAACCAACAGUAUCUAUAAUUGCUGUACACACAGAUACGGUAUACAUAUAUAAAUAUUUAUAUAUAUAAGAUAUAAAUGUAGUUAUGUUAAUUGAUGUACAGUUUUGGGGUCUUUUUGUAUACAGUUUUUAAACAAGAGUCAUAUCAACAUAUACUUGUGGAUUUCUGCCAACCUUUCUGUAGCUAUCGACGGCAAACUGCUGUACAUGUGCUUACGAAUAAAAGCCAGAGGUGGAAAUA
Scophthalmus maximus (turbot) is the source of this 8109-nucleotide messenger RNA. RefSeq names its product ATPase phospholipid transporting 11A (gene atp11a). Gene Ontology annotation, biological process: phospholipid translocation. NCBI's taxonomy places the organism in Eukaryota, Metazoa, Chordata, Actinopteri, Pleuronectiformes, Scophthalmidae. Gene Ontology annotation, cellular component: endoplasmic reticulum; recycling endosome; trans-Golgi network. The record is from RefSeq and is a predicted model, not a curated record. Gene Ontology annotation, molecular function: ATP hydrolysis activity; magnesium ion binding; ATP binding. The coding region runs from base 350 to 3991 and encodes 1213 amino acids. The transcript has 31 exons.